CACGCGGAAAUAUUCGUCAGUGAAAUCCAUAGUUGGAGGUAGGCGCCUUUGCCUUGUGUUCUCUCUGGUAAUUUUUCCAUCUUGCAAUAGGUAGCUAAAAGAAUUUAACGGUAAGAGUUCCUGAUAGAACACUUUUAUUGUGAGCGGCAUGUGAACAUUAUGGCGGAAUCAAUGACUACAGAGAUCGAGGGCGAAAGAAUAUGUCGAACUUCAUCCGUGUCUCCAUGCACAACCAAAUUAAAGGGACAAAAAGUAGGUAUUUAUUUUUUUCUUUCGAGUGGAUUUUCGAUAUUAUAAGAAUUAGUAAAGGUGUUUGUGUCAAAUUCUCGAGAUUGUAUCAGAAUUAUGCCUUGAUAUUGUGCUUACGACCCACUACAUGUUCGGUUUGUCGCACACUUUACGCGUAACCACGGCGCUCGAGUAGUUUCCUAUACAUGUACCGCAAACGGUGGACACUUCAUUAAAUUAUUGGCACCAAACUGAAUGAAGCUUUUGUGUGUUCUACAUAAGACAGGUAAAUUGUUUCUUUAAUAUAUUCUUUAAUAUUUGUAGACGUAUCGAAAUAUUUCAACAUCAACAUCUUGUCAAAACAUGUUCAAUGUAAUAUCCUCGGAUACUGAGCUUAUGAUUUAUUUUAUUUAAAUGUUGGUGAUCCUUCUGUAAUUAGUCCUUCUAUCCUUUGAAACAAUUCGUACUUUCGAAUUAAAACAUUCCCCAUUGAAAAAGAAAAUUUAGAGCAAAAUGUUCUGUUUUUGUUGUCCCUCAGAUGGAAUAUUCUCAUAGACUUGCUGAAAAAAGACGAAGGGACCGAAUGAAUAUCAGUAUUUCAGAAAUUGCGCAGUUGUUGCCAUCCUCGUCCGUCUCAAAACAGGUAUUUUAACUUUUUUAGUUGCCAUUUUAAACUGUAUUUAUUCAUUCUUGUUUAUUUAUACUAAUAUGCAUGUACCGCUAAGUUUAUGGUGCUAAUCAGCUAUCCAUGUAUCAAAAUAUUUUUAAUUCAGUCGUCUUAGCUUUAGUUUUAAAUAUCAUUAUUUGUGAAGUAGCCAUCAGUGGCGAUCUAUGUGAACCAGGUAACUUGCGAACGACUUCUGAUCAUACUACUACAGUAAGCUGUUUAUCGUACUCUGGUGCUGAUCCUAAGGGACAGGUCAACGGGUUACACUCGAAUUGAUACAUCAGGACAGUCACUGCUGCGCUUUAAUCACCAUUUUGAUAUUGUACAUUUCCUAAGUGGAUUUAGUCUGAAAUUUUUAACCCUGUAAUAGGUUGGAACUACAUUGGACUAUGGUCUUUCAAUACUCCAAUAUUAGAUGGUCAGGCCAUUCUCUUGAUUUUUAAGCAUGAUACCAGUAAAGUAUGACACUAGCACCAUCAUAAAGGCCAUGCCAAAGUAAUUUUUCAUGAAUGCAUCUUAAAGUUAUUGAAAUACAUCGAUGAUGUGUAAACAACACACAGCUUUGAUUCUUGUGUGAUUUUUAUUCCUUAUGCACAUUACUUUCAAGCUGGAGAAAGCUGAAAUUCUGGAAAAGACCAUAAGUUACAUAAAAACACUUCAAGGCCUUACUGAAGAUGUAAAGGCAGACUGUGAGACUGAGAGUUUAGAGGCAAAAGGUGAGUCUGUUAACUUUUGCAGCCAUAAAUGGUCAGUACAAGACAAAAACUUUGAAUUCUGAAGAUGAUUCUCCUGAUUAGCUCCAUGAUGCAUUUAUACUUAGACACUCUUGGGUCCAUCUAAAUGUUUUUUAUAUAAAUGAUAUCUUGUUGGGUAGGAGAAAUAAUGGCAAAUGUAAAUGGUUUUUCUCUAAAUAUAGCAUUAUAUUUGUUUUUUUUGAUGAAAAGAAAUACUUGUCAACUUUGUUCAAGUAUGAUACCAAUGAUAUUAACAGCUCUAAACCUAUCAAUUGGUAUAUAAAUAUUUCUUUUAGAAAACCAAAAUGCCACUGAACCACAAGAGAGCCAACCAUCUACCGCACAGGUAGACAUAAAUUCCAAGUACUUCAAUGGUUUCAGCGAUUGUGUCAAGGAGGUGUUUCAUUGUCUUACCAAUGUGGAAGCUAUGGACAUUGAGCAGCCUUGUUUUCAAAGACUUAUGCGCCACUUGCAGAUUGAGCUGCAGGUUUUGUGUAAGCAAGUAGACUUGGUUGGCUCUGAUGAUAACCAUAAAGACAAGUAUUCAAAGGCAGUUCUUGAUUUGUGGCAGUGCAAAAGAACCCAUGAGAACAGUGAAAAUCCUAGCAGCCAAGACAAAUCCUCCAGUGGAGAGCCUGCUUCUAAACGGACACAUCGAGAUUCAGAUAAGAAUUCAUGUAGUGAUGGCCGUGGAAGCAGGUUUUCAUUAGGCACAGUGAGUAGCAGCUCAAACAAAGAGAAAAGGAAAGUUACCAUGGAUGCAAACUGUACUUGGGAUGAAAAUGGAAGCAAUUCAGCAAACUCCAGAGGCAACAGCAGUGUUUCAUCGAAAGAAAAAGAAUCAAUCCCAAACAAUUUCAAAAGUGAAAGUGGGAACAAUUAUGACAAGGCAAACUGUGAUGCUGGUGGUUAUGUACCUUGUGGUGUAGGUUUGAACUGGAAAUGGCCAAGUCAUGGUCUUGAUGGCCUGAUUCAAGCCACUCCCAUUUCACCUAGGACCCCUUACAUACCAAACCCCUACACUCUACCUACCUAUGCUCUACAUCCAUCUGGCACCCACUUCAUCCCUGUAGUUCUUCAUGUGAGCAUUCCUUUGCCUCCAUUUCCUGAUACGAAUGGACGUUUGAACCCAGUACCAAAUGGAUAUCUUGGUGCAUUCAACCAAAUGAGAAUGGGGUAUCCUCAUUUCCCUUAUUUCCCUGGUUUUCCCUUUUCACCACAACUCUGUGGCAGCCUUACAGGCAUGACUGGUGGGCAGAAUCCCAAGGAUGAGUCAAGACAGAAGCAGCGUCAGUCUAAACCACAGGAUUCAGAUCCUUUAAACAUGAAUCAUGAACAUUUGUCAGUUAAUGCUUGUACAAAUCAAGAACUAUCAAACACUGUUGAGUAGACAGGUUUGUUAUUUGAUUUAACCCUUUAACUCCCGUGAGUGACCAAAACAGAAUUUCUCUGAUAGAAUUUCAGUACAAUAUUAACCAGAUAAGUGAUGAGAAUAAAGAAAAAUAUCAAUUUGGGGAUAAUUAGUUGAUCCAGUAAUAAAUUCUUUAUGCUAGCAUAAGUGUUGUAUUGUUGACAUUAAGAAGAAUUACAAAUUUGAUCUGGGAGUUAAAAGGUUAAUUGAGGAAUUUUGAAAUACAUGUACCUUUGCUCCACUGUAACAUAUUAAGCUGUGUAUUGAGGUGCAGUGAUAUGACUUUAAAUUCACUGAAGCUGAUUAUUUUCUAAUUGCAUCAGCAAAUUUUUCCUUUUCCAGUAGAACCGUUUAAUGGAAAACAAAGUCACAUCAUCCUUCCCUCAAGGAUUACAGAGCAAGGCAGGCUUGAACUAACAAUCUAGGGAAGUAGUUGAAGCAUAUACAAUUAUACAUUGCAAGUCAGUUUGGACCAGUUAGCUGUGAGUUUCAAAGCCUAGUUCAUCAUGUAUUGCCAGCAACUGGCUGGGUUACACUAUUAUAAACUCAAAGGAAGCAGUGGAGUUGUCAAUUCAAAAUUUAAUAAUGAGACCAAGAUUAAGAGGGCACUCAGAGACUUGAAUUAGUAAGCUGAAUGUUUUGUUACUCUCUUUCCAUGUCUUUUGUUAGGCAUCAUAAUAUAUUAUUAUGAAUAUAUAAUUAAAUACAUAAAUUUGAAUAUCCUCCUGAGUUUUACAUGGUAGUAACUAGGAUUCAGUGUAUUCUAGGGUAUGAAUUGUAUAAAUUGUAACUUAAUGGUUUGUUUGCUAAAUAUUGCAUGUAGACAGUGUCUAAUGGAAGGUACUACAGAGCUAAGAGGACACUUUGUCAUUGUUUUGUCUGUGUUAUGAUGCAGAGACACAUUUUAUACACUCAGAUGCAGGUCAUAAACAUGUAUAUACACUAUUAAUGUGUGCAUAGACUUAUGUAUCUUUAUCAUUCAGUGCUACACUAAUUUGAUCUUAAUGAGAGCUAUUGAUUUGAAAAAUCAAAAUGUAAUUAUGUGACCUUAUAGACAUGUAGAGAUUGAAAUUGGGCAGCUAAAGGUUCCACCAAGUCCUUUUCAUGUCUCUUGGUAGAAGGGUGAAGAAUAAAUUAUGUAAGGUUGUAAAUAGUACUCACAUGUAGUGUUUGUCAAGAUAUGUAUUGACCAAACAGCUGCCUGCUUCUUCUUAUUAAACUCCUCCUUAUUAUUAUGUGA
Messenger RNA from Pocillopora meandrina, 4280 nucleotides. NCBI's taxonomy places the organism in Eukaryota, Metazoa, Cnidaria, Anthozoa, Scleractinia, Pocilloporidae. The record is from the annotation of a GenBank genome assembly.